Cryptomeria japonica (Japanese cedar) is the source of this 468-nucleotide messenger RNA. RefSeq names its product cytochrome P450 750A1-like. Bases 1 to 468 code for a protein of 155 amino acids. Gene Ontology annotation, molecular function: iron ion binding; heme binding; oxidoreductase activity, acting on paired donors, with incorporation or reduction of molecular oxygen. The transcript has a single exon. Lineage: Eukaryota; Viridiplantae; Streptophyta; Pinopsida; Cupressales; Cupressaceae. The record is from RefSeq and is a predicted model, not a curated record.
AUGUGUACGUACGAGGAAGAAACGCUUCUCACUAUUCGUUCGGUGUGGGAGAUGUCUGGGCAGAGUAAGACUCCUGUUAAUCUCACCAACAUGUUUUCGUGGCUUGUGCAGACAUUCAUGUGGCGAAUCAUUUUCGGUACUAGAAUUUCUUUUCACGGUGACACUCGUCUGGAUGGUCAUGGCGAAGAGAUAAAGAAGAUUGCAACAGAGCUGGCAGCUUCAGUAGGAGCUGUUAAUAUCGGGGACUUUAUUCCUUGCUUAGACUGGCUGGACUUGCAAGGAGUGAAGAGGCGCAUGAAAAAGGCACACAAAUCUAUCGACCAAGUUAUAAGCAAGCUAAUAGAGGAGCACCAGCGGCGCAAGAGGAAAUUACAAAAGCAGAAUGAUGAGCAGCAGCUUGCUAGUAAGGACAUCAUUGACGUGCUCUUGGAAAUGAAGAGCUUCGACGGAAUGGAAAUCACAGAGUAA